This is a messenger RNA of Larimichthys crocea (large yellow croaker), 2054 nucleotides long. Its product is annotated as protein shisa-5. NCBI's taxonomy places the organism in Eukaryota, Metazoa, Chordata, Actinopteri, Sciaenidae. The coding region runs from base 561 to 1226 and encodes 221 amino acids. The record is from RefSeq and is a predicted model, not a curated record. The transcript is spliced from 5 exons.
ACACUCACACACACACUCACACACACACUCACACACACACGCACACAAUGACACAGACAGAUCAAAACCGACAGGGAAACACAAGAAAGACGAUGAAGGUUGAUAAAGGGGGGAAAUUAUAAGUGAUGAAGUGUUAAGGUUCAAAGGAGUGUGUGGGAGGAGGCAGAUAAAGUUCUGGUUCAAAGCCAGUUUGGGUGGAGCUGAAUGUAUUGCACUCAUGUACUUUAUUGUUUAACUGGAAACGAAACUGAAAUCUAGCAAUGCUAGACUUGCCUGUAGCCUGUGUUUCUAUAAAAACUCUUUUCCUUUUCUAGGGAUUCCUUCAUUAUUGGUGAAUGUCGUCUAGGGCCAGCACACGUAUGAAAAAAGAGGAAUUAUGAAUUAGUUUUUUAUUUGGUUGGGUUUCUAUCUUUCAGAAAUCAUCCUGUGGCAAGUCUUUCACGUGAAGCAUGGAAUGUUGUUGGGCUACCUGCUCUAGGGUGGGACAGACAGACAGGUUGAAACAGUUGUCUCACUACAUAGUCAGACUUAUUUCCUCAUUACAGUAAAUCACAGCAGUUAUGGUGUCAAGUGUCUUGUCCAGUCUUGUGUGCGUUUUCUGUGUGAUCCUGCUUCCAGCUGUAAAAGGUGAUUAUUGUAACAGCUACUGGGACAAGCAAGGUCAAUACCAUGAAGAUCAACAAUGUUUUAUCAGUUCGUUCUGCUGUGGAGACUGCUACAAUAAGUACUGCUGCUCUGAAAAGAAGCACCGUCUAACUGAAGAAAAACAAGCCAGAUGUACUGAAGGGUACAGCAGUGCGAGAAAAAAGAUUCCCAUGAUUCUCGGAAGCGUCUUAGGAUCUAUUGUUCCCAUCAUCUUCUGUGUGUGUCUCAUCAUCUGCUGCGUGGCUCCCUGCUGCUUUUGCUACAAGAAGUGUCGAAAAGGACAAAGGCAAACUGUGAGAAACGGCGUCACUGUAGUCAACGCACCCCAGCAGCUACCUUCCCCCUCUGGAUAUCAGCCUGCCCAUCCAGGUUACCAGCCUGUACCUGUCCAUCCUGGAUAUGGAGGACUGCCCAACCCUACAGCACCACCACCCUCAUACAUGGAAGCCACCAAUCCAGCUUACUCUCCAGUUGCAUUCAAUCAAGGACAGCCGAUGUACCCCAUGCCCAGCCAGCCGUAUGCACCGCCAAAUGAAUUUGUACAGCUACCCUACAACCCUGCUUAUGGCCCCAACCCAUAAAUGGUUUGCUGUUGCAUGUUUUAAAACCCACCAUUCUCAUGUAAAACAGUGGAAGGAUGAUAAAUUUCAAGUCACAUAUCUUAAAUCUACAUUUUCUAUAUUUAAACUAAAACUAGCAAUUGCUUUAUCUCGCUGCCACUGGUUUUUACGGGUCAUGAAAAGUGUUGAAUGUUGAAAAAUACUGAAUUUCAGGAAAUAAAUACUAAACCAUACAUUUCAAGUCAGAAGAAUGAAAAAACAAACAAACAAAAAAACCACAAGCACAACAGAUAUUUAGUCUUAUUAGUCUAUUUAGUUUAGUAUUUUAGUGAAUCUGUAUUUAUUAACGAUUCAGAUCCAUCCAGAUAUUAUUUACUAACAUUGCUGCACUCUUUAUUGGUUUAUCCUUAAGUUUGAGAUUUCCCUCCACCUUAAAAAAGGCACCUAAACUGUGGUGUCAUCAGAACAGCUGCAAUUAUGAUAAAAUACAAUUUCAAUUAACCCCAAGUGCCACUAGAGGUCGCCUCUGUGUCACUUUUAUUUUGUAUAGAAAGGGCAAGCACUGGGAUAAGGUAGGCUGCAUGCUGAUGCUACCAAGUCUUGUUAUCAAGUACAUUGUUUUACAUGCAAGACAAUAAGCGUACGCCUGUGUUUUGUUUCAUUGUGAUUAAAUAUAGUGGCUGAGGUCAAGGAUUGAAAUCAUCAUCAGGUUUUUAAUCUCAUGAUGUGGUUGGUUUUUCAUUUGUUGGGAUGCUUGAAGAGGUGCACUGGCUGCAAAUUCUGUUGAAUAUAAUACAUGGUCACCCUCUGUUGCCUUUAAUUACUGUAAUAAAACUAUUUUCUCAAAAA